UCACUCGUGUAGUAAAAGCGUUCGGAUGACCAGUGUGAUAGUCGCACUGGUCGAUCCAGUUGUUAAAUCGCUUCAUCUGUUCCUCCGAGUUACAUCACUCCAUUGAUUUUUGUUGAAUGUGCUUUAGAUAUCACGGGAGAGUGUAAAAUCGGUUCGAUAUGUGCCGGAAGCAUCGACACUUCCUCAUGGAGACUCAAUCGGUAGAUUCCAUCGUUUGACGAGCAUGGCGGCACUCGUACGUCUCAAACGUGGUAGCGUACAACUCAGACAUGCGGCGCUGGAAAUGCGAGCCGCCGUGCGAGCUCGCCACAUCGUAGCUUCACUGGUCGCCGUUGGUUUCGCUCUUUGCGGAGCUGUCGAAACAAGUUCCUCCGUAGCAUUGCUCGCCAAUCAAGAAGACAAUCAUGCCAUCAUCGAUACUUCGUGGCACUGUGACAUGCUCGUCAACAUCAGUAGCCGAAAUCGAACUGAAGAUUUCGAAAUUAUACUUUUGGAGAGAACUGUUCAUUCGCGGCAGUUGCCUCAAGAAGAGCGAGCCGAAUCGAUAAUGCGAGAGGCAUUUCUGUGGGGUCAAGUGGCCGGACCUAUCCUAGGGGGCUGUCUCGUUUGGGGCAGAUCAGGACCAUCAAUGGUUUUUUCAAGGGCUGUACUGAGCGCGUGUCUCGCCUCGCUUCUCGUCCCUGCAGCUUGGAGAGGUCCAUCUCACGUUGCUCUUCGACUUUUUCAAGGACUAUGCACUGGAGCAACGAUGCCAGCGGCUCAUAUGCUUGCCAUGACGUGGUUCAAAAGCAAUCAUCGAAGCUGGUACUUCAGCUGUUACGCUGCUGUGAGCGUUGGAUACUGCUUAACGGGAUGGAUCGGGACCGCGGUGGUACGAUCUUUCGGUAGGGACUCUCUCUGCUAUGGACUCGUUCUCCUGGCGCUUUGCUGGUACUUUGCCUUCGGAAGAUUCGUUAAGGAUUCACCAAAAUCCUAUCAGCACGAUACUAAUGCCGCUGUGAUACCGUGGGGAAAGUUGCUCAGAUCAGUUCCGGUAUGGGCAUCAGCUGUAGCGACUAUGGGCAAUCAAUGGGGGGAUGCAACUCUCGCUCUUGGUAUGACCAAAUAUCUCAAGCUCAUUUACGGCUUCUCGACAGCGAACGAUUCUGUGCUGACGACGUUGCCUCACAUCGGUCACUUCAUGGCUGCAUUGACUUGUGGUCUCUUGGUCGAUCACGUACGAGAAUCCGGAAUAGUCUCAACGACGACUGCAAGAAAAUUGGUCGUUUACACCGCUCACUUUAUACCGGCUGCUCUUCUCUUCGUGGCUGGUUACGCUGGCUGUCAAGCACUCGGGGCAGCUUGGCUCGGCAUAGCUGCUCUUCUCGUAUCUGGAACGGCACCAGCUGGUGCAUUAGCGGCAAUAGCCGAUCUCGCGCCAGCCGAAUCACCGGCCUGCGCCGCAGCGGCUUGCGCUCUCUGCUCGACACUCGGUGCCGCCGGUUUACUCGCGGCAAACUACUUUGUCACGCAAGCUCUUCACGGCUCGAUUGCUGGCUCGUGGCGUCUCGUAUUCGGAGUCGCUUCGGUCGUGUUGUUGACCACAGCAGCAGUGUUUCUUGCUCUGGGCAAAGGAGUACCACAGCCCUGGAUACCUUCAGUGGCAAGACCACGCAGUCACGACGUUAUUUACGAGCAGGACGCUCUCGAGCUGGAUUACGAGGACGUAGGCGUGCAAACCGAGCCUUUCAAUCCUUAUGUCCUCGACGAGGACGUCGAGAGUAUCAAAGAAAUGCCGAGAUCGUCGUCGAUCCACUCCAAAGUCUCGGCGGGCUCUGAUUGUUGAACCCCGAAAAUGUUUGUCGAAAAAAGAAAACUCAUUUUUUCAUUGAAAACGAAACAAAAUGCAAAUACUUUUCUAUUAUUUUGAGGCAUUAAUAUAGAAAAGACGAGUCUCAGGUCGUGAACAAUCAAAUUUAUUUUAAUCAUCGUAUACUGAAAUAAUAAAAAAUACAAUGUAUUCAAAAGAGAAACAAAUUUUCACCACUUCGUCUUCUCAUUCUUCGUCGAAUUUACGAAUAACGAUUCAGUCUAGAAUUCCUCACUUAGAGCUCCACUUUCGCCGCGAUGAGUAUUUCCUUAUUUAUCCUAUUUACGCAUGAUAUGACCCCCCGUACGGUAUUGCAGGCGCAACGAAGAAAACGAGCACUGAGACACUCUUGUAAUUACUAUCUUUUGUACAACUUUCCACAAGCGUCAGAGAAAAGAGUCUUUGCGUGCCGAACUGAAACACGACACGACGUCGAGAAGGCUCCUAAAUUAAGUGAACAACAAGAAAAAUAAACUGUGCAUUGUGUAUCGAAAAGAAACCCCGGAAGUUGCAUGCAGCUUUACGUCAUACAAUUUAAAAUAAAAAACAAAUUAUAAUGAAUACCCAAAAGUUUGAACUCGACAAAUCGAUGGCCUGGAGAAAUGUUUUGUUUUUAAAUAUCAUAAAAUUCAUUACAAAAAUCAAUUAAAUAAUCCAGCUUCGAUGAUUUAUUCGACACGAAUUGUCCUCGUUGAAUAAAAAGUUAAAAUCUAAUCGCUCGUGUUGAGUAAAA
Molecule: messenger RNA, 2582 nt
Organism: Venturia canescens
Lineage: Eukaryota; Metazoa; Arthropoda; Insecta; Hymenoptera; Ichneumonidae
Product: sialin-like
Exons: 9
Coding region: 224-1825 (533 amino acids)
Biological process (GO): monoatomic anion transport; transmembrane transport
Cellular component (GO): membrane
Molecular function (GO): transmembrane transporter activity
Source: RefSeq, a predicted model, not a curated record